AUGGCGGAACGCCUCCAAACUAAUCGCCACACCACCAGAGGUAACUCGGCAAUCAUAAGCGAUUACAAAUAUGUCAAACAAGAAUUUACUCUGCGUUUCACUGCUCAGGAACGUAUCAGAUACGAAAGUCAGCUUAAGGUCUUAAGCCAGAUCAUGACGUCUUCGGAGAUAAUGCAACACCUAGCCGAACUCCCCGAAUCGGAUUUGUCUCUCAAAUUGAAAGUCAUCAAUCCUAACGAUGUUCCCGUUCAAGAAUUGACACAAGGAAUUCAACAAUGCCUUGACCGUCUUAUGGUCAACGUCAGAGAAGAGCUUUUCCAAGCAAAAUCCCUGACCGAGCAAUCGACGGAAAGGGCAAAGGAAUAUCUUGAUUCCCAAGACGACAUAAAUGUGAUACAAACCAGAAUGGCCAAUGAAGUUCAAUUGCUUUCGUCGGUUGAGAAAGACCUCAAAGCCCUUACAUCAACUGCGAGUCGUUAUGUUGCCUUAGCUGCUGCCAAACAACACCGCAUCAUCGCAGGGAUGGUAUUCUUUCCCAAUAUCAAGAUUAAUGAGGAAGCGCAACGAUUACUUUGUGAUCUUUUCGACGAUGAUUUACCGGAGCUGUCCCCCACAAAGGAGACAGCUCUAGCCUUGGUCCAUUUGGGACAAUCCAAGGUGCCUCCAAAACAUGUUUCUAAAAACAUCUGGCUUGAGAACCAGGAAUUCCUAGUUCCAUCUAUCUAUUCCUUCUUCUCAUCUUCGUGCGAUAAGUCUAAGAAGCUCUUCGAGAAAGCCACUUCAGAAGGCUAUACUGGGCCAGACCCAGGUAGCCACCUCACUUAUCUCAAACAGCAACAUGAUGCCCACCUCAAACACGCUGCUGCUUACCCUCUGAGACAGCCAGCUUAUGACAUCGUGGGCAUGCAAUGUACAAUUCAAUAUGCUCAACAAUUUUGUCCAGUAUGCCUUGAGACGGACCAUACCUUGAGUGGAUGUACUGAUCCUCGGAAAGGCUGCAAAAUAUGCCUGGCCACUACUCACUCUUCUUAUCGGUGUUGGAGACGUUGCGCUUGUCGGUAUGCUAGACACCUCAAAGGCUCCCCGGCUUGUCCUCUCUCCCGCACCAAAGAGGUACCUCCUCCACCACCCACCGAUUCAACUGAUGACUUUACCCUCGUUACCAAACGUGGCCAGAAGCGUCACCAUGUCACGAUGGAACAGGCUAACAGGAAAAUGGAUAACCCAUCCUCAACAAUGAGGCCACCCAACCCCUUUGGAGCAUUGAACCACUUCUCAGAAGAAGAUGUAACUGAAGAAUCCUCAAUGGAUUCCGUCCCCAAAGAUUCGUCACUUGAAAUUGCUGACAGCGUUGAUCCCCCCACUCAGUCUCCCUUUGCUGAACCAGUUCCCACACUGGUUGAUCUCCGAGAGGCUGUCCAGGAAACCACCGAAUCAACUAUCCAUUCUUCAACCACCACAGACGCGGCCUACAAUGAACCCCAAAUUGAAUCUGCCACAGGAGCUGAGUUUGGUUCUCAGCCACUUCCUGUCGACCAUACCGCCGAUUGGACUGGUCAACAAGACGUUCUUAUGGAAAGCUCAGUAUCCCUGAACCUUCUCAGCCUACUGACCCUUCCGCCCCUCAACAAAAGGCUACUUCCGCUUACCUUCUACCAACCACAACUCCCAUGGAGGUCUCCAUACCUCUCACACCGGUCUCUCGUCCGAGAAUGCACCACGAGCCUGCUGUCAUAA
Molecule: messenger RNA, 1737 nt
Organism: Sungouiella intermedia
Lineage: Eukaryota; Fungi; Ascomycota; Pichiomycetes; Serinales; Metschnikowiaceae
Source: the annotation of a GenBank genome assembly